GGACGGCGAAGAAGAGACUCUCCCUGCUUUCUGUAACCACUGAAAAAUGGCGGCGUCCGUGUGCCGAGUUGGGAGCACCGUGGGUCGAGCCCUUGCCAAAUCCCGCAGUCCCAUCCUGCUGUCUUUGAGGCGUGGGCAGGCCUCAGUCAGCUAUGCUCAGAGCCUGGUGGGAGCCCCUGAGACCCGCCUCACUGCCCUGGACAAUGGUUUGAGGGUUGCAUCUGAGGAGACUGGACAUGCCACAUGCACCGUUGGACUGUGGAUCAGUGCUGGCAGUCGCUAUGAGAAUGAGAAGAACAACGGAGCAGGCUUCUUCCUGGAGCACAUGGCUUUCAAGGGGACGAAAAAGCACCCUCAGACAGCCCUAGAGCAACAGGUGGAGUCAAUGGGUGCUCACCUGAGCGCCUACACCUCUCGGGAGCAUACUGCAUACUACAUGAAGACCCUGGCCAAAGAUCUCCCCAAAGCCGUGGAGUUGCUGUCAGAGGUGGUGCAGAGCUGCUCGCUGAAUGAGGCAGAGCUUGAGCAGCAGAGGGGCGUGGUGCUGCGCGAGCUAGAGGAAGUUGAGGGCAACCUGCAGGAAGUUUGCCUGGACCUGCUGCAUGCCACGGCCUUCCAGGGCACUCCUCUGGGACACAGUGUGCUGGGACCUUCUGGCAAUGCCAGGACUCUGACCCGCCAGGACCUGGUGGAUUAUAUCAACAGCCACUACAAGGCUCCUCGCAUGGUGCUGGCUGCUGCAGGAGGUGUGAACCAUGAUGAGCUGGUCACUCUGGCCAAGUCUCACUUCAGUGGAGUGUCUUUUGAGUACGAGGGCGAUGCCGUCCCUCUGUUGUCACCAUGCCGAUUUACAGGCAGCGAGAUCAGUAUGCGAGAUGAUGCUUUGCCUCUGGCACACAUUGCCAUUGCUGUGGAGGGUGCCAGUGCUGCCAGCCCGGACAUCGUGCCUCUCAUGGUGGCCAACUCCAUCAUCGGCAGCUAUGACCUCACCUUCGGUGGCGGAAAGCAUCUGAGCAGCCGUCUGGCUCGCCUGGCAGUGGAGGAGAACCUGUGUCACAGCUUCCAGGCCUUCCACUCCUCCUACAGCGACACCGGCCUGCUGGGCAUUUACUUUGUGACUGAUAAAAACCACAUCGAGGACAUGAUGCAUUGGUCCCAGAAUGCUUGGAUGAACCUGUGCACCACAGUGACAGAGAGUGAUGUAGCCAGAGGCAAGAACGCUCUGAAGGCCAGCCUGGUUGGACAGCUCAAUGGAACAACACCAAUUUGUGAUGACAUCGGCAGACACAUCCUGAACUACGGCCGGCGUAUUCCUCUGGCCGAGUGGGACGCUCGGAUCGAUGCCGUGAACCCCGGGAUGGUUCGUGACGUCUGCUCCAAAUAUAUUUACGAUAAGUGUCCUGCUGUGGCAGCUGUCGGCCCCGUUGAGCAGCUACCCGACUACAACAGAAUUCGCAGUGCCAUGUACUGGCUCAGGUUUUAAAAUCCGUUGUGUUGCUCCAAUUGUCCCAUGUUUGCUAUUCAUCUUCCUCCUCAAUUUCACCCUGCUUUCCUCCUGUCAACGCUGCGAGAGUGAACACUUGAGAAUUGUCCACACGUUGGCUUUACGGCACAGGCAGCCAUCCAUCCUCUUUCCCCUCCCUGCCUCCCUCUCUUAUCCCGCCCACUGAUCACACUUAGUUAGCCAUGAGGGGGGUAGUCAGCCUGCACAUGGUACAUGUGAUUUACCUCUUGAUUUUACAGCACAGGUCCUCAUCCCCCAGGUACCAACUUGCAGAGGGGAGGGGAAAGAGGGCGGACUUCAAUACAAAAUAUCUACAGGACACAUCACAGUUGGUACUGAAUACAGUCAGUUUGGAGCAAGAGUAUAUUUAUAAUUUCUGUAACAUUUGUUUCUGUCCUCUAUUGUACAUAACAGAAGCUCUCAUUCCGAUGAAAAUAAAAUGCUGUAAAACAA
This is a messenger RNA of Seriola dumerili (greater amberjack), 1957 nucleotides long. RefSeq names its product cytochrome b-c1 complex subunit 1, mitochondrial-like (gene uqcrc1). The record is from RefSeq and is a predicted model, not a curated record. Gene Ontology annotation, molecular function: metal ion binding. The transcript is spliced from 13 exons. Bases 47 to 1483 code for a protein of 478 amino acids. Gene Ontology annotation, cellular component: mitochondrion. Lineage: Eukaryota; Metazoa; Chordata; Actinopteri; Carangiformes; Carangidae.